Molecule: messenger RNA, 3251 nt
Organism: Equus quagga
Lineage: Eukaryota; Metazoa; Chordata; Mammalia; Perissodactyla; Equidae
Product: GRAM domain-containing protein 2A-like
Exons: 12
Coding region: 39-998 (319 amino acids)
Biological process (GO): regulation of store-operated calcium entry
Cellular component (GO): organelle membrane contact site; endoplasmic reticulum membrane; extrinsic component of cytoplasmic side of plasma membrane
Molecular function (GO): phosphatidylinositol-4,5-bisphosphate binding
Source: RefSeq, a predicted model, not a curated record
CCGGCGGGCGGUCCCCGGUGCUCGCUGGAGGCGCUGCGAUGACCGCUCUGCGCCGGGGCGAGGCAGCCGAAGGGGGCAGCAGCAAACAGAUGCAUGGAAAGACGGCUUCUCUGAAGAGUCCCGAGUCCUGCACAGAGCAACUAGACAGAGUUCAGGCACCCCUGGACUCCAGUCUGCACUGGCCCAAAGGCUCGAAGGGUGAAGAGAUAAAGAAGUGCAGCCGAGAAGGGACAUCACUGAGUAAAUACAACCAGCAAUACCACAAGCUGUUUAAGGACAUCCCCUUGGAGGAGGUGGUUCUCAAAGUGUGCUCCUGUGCCCUCCAGAGGGACCUCCUUCUCCAGGGCCGGCUCUACAUCUCCCCCAACUGGCUCUGCUUCCAUGCCAGCCUUUUUGGCAAGGAUAUCAAGGUGGUCAUUCCUGUGGUGUCUGUGCAAAUGAUCAAAAAACACAAGAUGGCGCGGCUCCUUCCUAAUGGUCUGGCCAUCACCACCAACACCAGCCAGAAGUAUGUCUUUGUGUCACUGCUGUCCCGGGACAGUGUAUAUGACAUGCUGAGGAGGGUCUGCAAGCACCUACAGCCUUCCAGCAAGAAGAGUCUGAGUGUAAGAGAAUUUCCAGAGGAACCUAAGUGCCAGUCUCUGGAAGUCCUCAUCCCCGAGAUGAAAUGGAGAAAAGUAUGCCCUGCAUCUGGGUCUCUGUCCCUCCCAGCCAACAUCCCUUGUGUCCCUCGGGCAUCCAUGGACUCCACGGACAGCUUCUUUCCCUCCAGGAAGCCUCCAGGGUCUGAGAAGGCUGUCUGUGAGGAGGAGAAGCUGGAGGAAGAGCCCAGGAGUGAAGGGGAACUGAGGCUCUGGGAUUACCUGCUCCUCAAGAUCAUCUUUGUGCUGAUCUGCUUCUUGGUCAUGUCCUCAUCCUAUCUGGCAUUCCGCAUCUCCCGGCUGGAACAGCAGUUAUGCUCCCUGAAUUGGGAUGGCCCAGUCCCUGGGCACAGGUAACAGCCAGCUGGCCUUUGUUCCGGCUCCUCCAAGAAGAAUGCUCUAGGUGCUGAGGUUCUCCCUAUGAUCCCCUCGGUUUAUGCUGCUGCUGUGCUGAGACUGAGUAUGAAGGAAAAUAUUCCAGAUCCCUCCUCCUCCCCACAGCUCUUCUCCCUCCUUUAAUGAGUGAUCUGAAGUACCUGUUUACAAAGCUCCUACAAUUUUGGGACUCAGACAAAAAGCCAGAUUUUUGGAAACAGCUGAGGAAUUCUGCAUACUAAGCUUCGGCAACCACUUAAAUGAAAAAAAAUUGUUUCUUGGAAACAGUUCUGGCACACAGGCAGAGCACGAAGGGCCACCCCAAGAGAGGGCCAUGAUUUGAUACCUGGAAUGUGGCUCUCUGUCACAUGGCUCACUCCAGUGGUAGGACAGGGGCCAGAACCCAUACACCAGUGUGGACUCUGCUCUCUCCCAACAUACUGUGCCCUCAACUUGGGCCCCUGAGAGUCCCUGUUCUGGGGCCCAAAGGCUUCUCUUCAGGGAGCCAGGCCCCUAUCAGGCCUACAACAGACUGGAGGGAGGUAGGGGCAGGCUAUGUAUAAGGAGAGGAAGGCUUGUGGCCAGGAUUCCAGUAAGAAUGGAAUGUUCAUGAUCUGUGCUGAGGCUCUGUUCUGGCCCCUCACAAGGAGGCUGGCUGAAUCUAGAGGACACUACCCACAGCAGGAGACAGUGGCAGGGGCUGUGAAGGAGAACAGAGGUCCAGCAUUCUGUGUCCUCAGCUGCCACUUCCUGGUGAGAUAGGUAGAUCACUGUGGUCACAGACCUGAUACUGGAUCUUCUCUUGGUGUGCUCAGACAUUUCCAACGUGCCCUAGGCAGGAAGGAGGGGUUGGAAAGGGUGGUGGCUCUGAUUUGAGGUCUUGCUCUGUACUCCCUGCCUGACUGCCUGGAUUUCAGGCAGGGCCAACUGCAGCCUGUUGGGGAGGCUUGGCUAGGCAGCUGGGCAUGAUGGUGUUGGGCCACCACGGGGCAGAGCUCACUCAUGUCACCUGCAGUCAGUGUGUGGCAGACCACGAACGAGGGUCCUCCACUCCAUGGGCUCUGUUCUCUAUAAAUAAAGUGGAGGUGUCCAAAGCGGGCCUAGUCUAGUGCAGGGACCAGGCCAAGGAGGUCUGUCUGAUACCUUUGGGGAUGAGAGCGGUAGGGGAUGGAAAGAGUGGACAUGGUGGUGGCUUUGCCUUAAGAGAUCCUUCUCUUAGCCUUCUCUGUCAAGGCCUUCUCUAUUCCAAAAAGCGUCUCUGUGCCUUAGAACUCUGGCCUGCUCUCUCUGGGACUCAUCUUCUAAGACAGUGCCCUUGGAGGUUCUGGAAGGGCCUUAGUGAGGAGGCCAGAUAUCAGGGAAAGUCUCUGGUGAUGGGGUGGGUGGUGUCAGAAAUAGCCACUGUUUUUCCCUCUUCAGACACCUGAGAAGCUAACUGGGGAAACAUCCAGGGGAAAUGAUUGAUUGUGGAGUUGCGAUUGUCUGUCCUGUUUAUGACAAAGCCAAAUGAGGAUUGGAAGGACUGAGAGUGGGUGAUAACUCCCUACGCUCAGACUGGAGGUCUCUUCAUCCUGUCCUCAUCCCAGAUUCUAGGAUUAAGCUUAGAGCCUGGCCUUGUGGGUUGCUUGCACCGAAUCUGUAUGUCUCAGGUGAAACUCGCUGUUCCAUUCUCCCUACAGUGCCACACUGGAUGAAUGCCCCUCCUUUUUUUGGGAACAAGUCCCCUUCAUCACUCCUUUCCAUAAUAUUUUCAGGGAAAUAAUCCUACUUGCCCCAGCGGCUCCCCUCCCUGGUCCUUGCUGAAAGGCAGGGAGAACAGAUCCAUUCUCUGAGCCUUGCUAGGUUGAGCCAGAGGCCAUAAGAGGUGCCAAGUCGUGGGUGGCUGUGCCAAGAUGCUGGUGAACCCAGUCUCCAGCCAUGCCCGAGACUCAGAAAGGGGAAGAGGAAUGCUGUAGGGUAUAUAUGGAGGCCCUCUUAGGGUCCAGGGCUUUGAGUGGUAUGAGUGUGCCUGUCCCUCUGGAGGGUCCUCUUUCUGUUUCUCCCUUUUGUCCCCCAGCCUAGUCCUCUGCGGCCAGUGUACCUUCUGUUGUGCUCAUUUAUAAACUAUGUGUAUUUAUACAGACCUGCUUGCAUUGGCUGAUGCUCCUUUAAUUCCCUCAGAGUCUGGUUCAACUAUCCUUGGGUUGUUUCACUAUGGCAUUGGCCUUUGAAAAUAUUUUUAAAUAAAAAAUUUGA